Ochlerotatus camptorhynchus is the source of this 1065-nucleotide messenger RNA. Its product is annotated as chitinase domain-containing protein 1-like. The transcript has a single exon. The record is from RefSeq and is a predicted model, not a curated record. NCBI's taxonomy places the organism in Eukaryota, Metazoa, Arthropoda, Insecta, Diptera, Culicidae. Gene Ontology annotation, biological process: carbohydrate metabolic process. Gene Ontology annotation, cellular component: endomembrane system. Bases 1 to 1065 code for a protein of 354 amino acids. Gene Ontology annotation, molecular function: chitin binding; oligosaccharide binding.
AUGGGAGAGUGGAAACUGGGUCCCCAGGGGACGAGUGUUUUCGAUCGGGGUUUGAUCCAGGAGGAAACAUCCGUCAAGGAUAUCCUGGUGGAGAGUGGUGCGUAUUAUGAGGAGACGGCACUGAAGAAUUUCAAAGGAAAUGUGCUGGGUUAUGUGACACCGUGGAACAACCACGGAUAUGACGUGGCCAAAACUUGGGGAGGCAAACUCAACUACGUCUCGCCCGUGUGGCUUCAGGUGUUGAGAAAGGGCCCGAAGCAGUAUGAGCUGGGCGGUGCUCAUGAUAUCGAUGCAGGUUGGGUGAGGGACGUUAAGAAGGCCGGGGAAGCGAUCAAUAAUAAAGUCGUUCCCCGAGUUUUGUUCAACAAAUUCACCGACAAGGACUUCUCCCAGCUGCUGACGUACGGCGAAGAGCGUGCGAUAGCCACCAAACUGAUCCUGCACACCGUCCGAAAGUACAAAUUCAAUGGCAUCGUCCAGGAGGUGUGGUCGCAACUGUCCGCUUGGGUCGACGAUGAGUACCUGGUCGGUUUGGAGAAGGAAAUCUGCGAAACCUUAACCGCUUCGAGCUACGAUUCCAUACUGGUGAUUCCGCCGGCGCGGAAGGAAACCUACGAUCUGUUUUCACGGAAACAUUUUGAAACUUUGGCUCCCGUGGUGACGUCAUUCUCGCUAAUGACCUACGACUAUUCUAGCGUUCAGCGACCGGGAGCUUGUGCCCCUCUCUAUUGGGUUAAGAAUGCAGUGCAACACAUCUGCCUGGAUAGUGCGGAGAAUGUGAAGGAGAAACGAGCCCAGAUUCUGCUGGGUUUGAAUCUCUAUGGAAGCGAUUACACCCCUAACGGGGGACAACCGAUUGUGAGUCACGAGUAUAUGGGAUUGCUGAAGCAUCUGAAGAGACAUCUCACGUUCGAUGAGCAUGAUGUGGAAAACUUCUUCGAAGUGAAAACAUCGAACGGUCGCCAUAUGGUAUUCUACCCAAUGUUGUUCUCCAUCAACGAGCGACUGAAGCUGGCCAGGGAGCUGGGAACGGGAAUUUCCCUGUGGGAACUAGGACAAGGAUAG